AUGGGUGCUAAAGGCCGACCGAUUAACAAUAACAAUACAGGUUCUCCGAAAGUUGAAGUUGGAGAAAUAGACACAAGAGCUCCCUUUCAAUCCGUCAAAGAUGCCGUCAGUUUAUUCGGCGAAGGUGCCUUCUCAGGGGAAAAACCCUCAAUUAGGAAGCCUAAACAACCUCAGUCUGCAGAGAGGGUGUUUGCUAAGGAAACACAACUUCACUUAGCUCAGAAAGAGUUGAAUAAGCUGCAGGACCAACUAAACAAUGCAGAAACCACCAAAUCGCAAGCUCUAGUCGAGCUUGAAAAGGCUAAGAGAACUGUCGAAGAUUUGACCCAGAAGCUUAAAGCUAUCAGCAUUUCAAAGGAAUCAUCUGUAAAGUCCAUAGAAGCUUCUAGGGAUCAAGCUAGGCAGGUUGAAGAAGCCAACAGCAACUGUGGUGGUUUCGACGGUUUCAAACAAGAGGAUUUGGAUAACGCGAGAGAGAAAUACAUGACUGCCACCGCCGAACUCGACAAUGCCAAAGAGCUACGCCGAAUCCGCCAAGACCGCGAUUUCCUACUCGAAACGAAAACUGCCGCCGCCAAGACUGUGUCAGAGGCGGAGCUCGCGGUAGAAUUGAACGUCGCAAAAGCUAGUGAGAUUUCAAACGAAAUCACCCAUCUUCGUGAAUCGUUGGUUCAGGUUAAGCUCGCCACUUCCCAUUCGCUCGAAGAGCAAGAGAAGAUCUUUGCGGAAAAGGAUGUCCGUAAGCAAAAUUAUAAAGCUUCUAUCGAAGAGUCGGCCAAGAAAUUAACUUCCUUGAAGAACGAGUAUGAUCCUGAACUUGCUAAAGGUUUAGAAUCACGGUUGGCUCUUACUCUAACCGAGAUUGGAUCUCUGCAAGAGGAAAUUGAGAAAGCUAAAGAUGCAGAUGUUACGUCCGUGAAGAGGGUAACGUCGGAGCUCGACGAUGCGAAGGAGUCUCUCUAUAAAGUUGUGGAAGAGGAAACCUCGUUGAGAAAUUUAAUGGAAUCACUUAAGAUUGAACUGGAGAAUGUUAAGAAAGAACAUUCCGAGAUCCAACAGAAGGAAGGCGAAACCGAAAACAUUGCAGACGGUUUACAGGAGAAACUAAUUGCGGCUAAAUUGGAGCUCGAGGCAGCUCUUGCGGAAGAAUCCAAAGUUAAAGGUGUUUCGGAAGAAAUGAUUUCCACGCUCAAUCAGCUAACGUCGGAGAGUGUGACUAUGAGGCGCGAGGCGGAAGAAAUGAAGAGGAAAGCGGAAGAGCUUCGUUUGGAGUCAGAAGCGACGAGAGUUAAAUUAGAAGAACGGAAAGCGAACUAUCGGUUGCGUUGGCAGAAACCGAGGGAAGCGAAAGCAGCGGAGGGAAGAGCUCUGGAUGAGAUAAGGACAUUGUCGGAGCAAGCGAGGUGCGUUCGCGCGUCCACAUCUGAAUCGGGGGCGCAGAUAACGAUUUCGAAAGAGGAAUUCGAAUCUUUGAGCGGGAAAGCAAAAACGGAGGAAUGGGACAGGCUGACGGAGAUGAGAGUGGCGGCUGCGAUGGCUCAAGUGGAGGCGGUGAAGGCGAGCGAGAACGAAGCAGUUCAGAAGUUGGAGAUGAUGGCGAAAGAGAUUGAAGAGACGAAAAUGUUGACUAAUGAGGCCUUGAAGAAGGUGGAAAUGGCCGAGGCGGCCAAGAAGGCGGUGGAGGGAGAGCUUAGAAGGUGGAGAGAACGCGAGCAGAAGAAAGCAGCGGAGGCUGCGUCUAGAAUUCUGGCUGAAACAGCUAUUGUGUCUUCGCCCAAAUUGUCUCCCCAACCACAGCCACAGCAAGCUGUGGUUGUGGUGGCAGCAGGAGGAGGAAAGAAAAAGAAGAAUUUGGAGAAGUCGAAAACAUCAGUUACCAAUAAAGUGCUUGUUUCUAAUCUAACUGGCGUGUUUUAUAGGAAGAAGAAGCAAGUAGAAAGUGGAUCUCCAUCUUUUCUGCCCGGUGAGAACAACCCAAUCUGAUCAUCAAUCGAAGCUCCUCUGGUUUUCCUUUUGCCCUUUUGUUUUUGUAAAAUUGACAGGCUGAGUUUGAGACUUUUGUGUGCAUAGGAUUGGAGACUCUUCUUCUUUUUUGUCUACUUGCCUUGUAAAGCUGGUGUGUUGCUUGUUUUGCCCCCCUUGUCUUAUAAAGUUGUAUGUAAAAGUUUACCAACCUUCUUCAUUGGUUCA
This is a messenger RNA of Impatiens glandulifera, 2190 nucleotides long. RefSeq names its product WEB family protein At5g55860-like. NCBI's taxonomy places the organism in Eukaryota, Viridiplantae, Streptophyta, Magnoliopsida, Ericales, Balsaminaceae. The record is from RefSeq and is a predicted model, not a curated record.